Camellia sinensis is the source of this 1867-nucleotide messenger RNA. RefSeq names its product sugar transporter ERD6-like 5. Gene Ontology annotation, cellular component: membrane. The record is from RefSeq and is a predicted model, not a curated record. Gene Ontology annotation, molecular function: sugar transmembrane transporter activity. Gene Ontology annotation, biological process: carbohydrate transport; transmembrane transport. Lineage: Eukaryota; Viridiplantae; Streptophyta; Magnoliopsida; Ericales; Theaceae.
AUUGGGUAUUUUUUUCCAUUGGUGGAGGAGACAGAGAGAGAAAAACAGAAGAACAUGGAGAGAGAAAGCAUAGAGGAUGGGCAGAUAACAAGGUGCCUGCUUGCUGAAGAAAAGCCUCAGCACAUAGAUGCAACCGGUGGUGGGGAUGGUGGUGGUGGCGGUGGUGGCGGUGGUGGUGAUAGUGGUGGUGAUGAAGAAGAGAGUGGUGGUUCCUCCUCCUCUGCCGCCGUCACGGCUGUUGUUGUUCUCAGCACCUUUGUUGCUGUCAGCGGUUCCUUUGCUUAUGGUUUUGCUUUUCUGUUUGUCGGGAUGGUGGCCGUGUAAUCAGAGUGGAUAUUCUUCACCUGCGGAGUCUGGCAUAAUGGCGGACCUGGGCCUCUCCACUGCUGAUUACUCACUUUUUGGUUCAAUGUUGACAAUUGGAGGAAUGUUAGGUUCAAUAGUCAGUGGAAAAGUAGCGGACCUCAUUGGUCGAAGAUUUACAAUGUUGUUGUCUGGAGUAUCUUUCAUCUUGGGGUGGCUUGCAAUAAUUUUUGCAGAGGUUGCUUUGUGGCUCAACAUUGGAAGAGUUUUUUUGGGAUUUGGCAUCGGGACUCAUUGUUUUGCGGCACCUGCAUAUAUCGGUGAAAUCACUCCCAAGAACAGUCGAGGAGCAUUUACAGCAGUUAAUCAGUUAAUGUUAACCUGUGGCUUGUCAAUAGUGUAUUUCGUUGGCAAUGUCGUUACUUGGCGCAUCUUGGCUAUAAUUGGAACUAUACCAAGCCUACUAGAGGUUAUUGGUCUAUUCUUCAUACCAGAGUCUCCAAGAUGGUUGGUAAAGGUUGGAAAAGAAAAGGAAUUAGAAGCAAGUCUACGACGCCUUAGGGGACAAAAUGUUGAUAUUUCUCAAGAAGCAGCUGAAAUCAGAGAUUACCUGGAACUAGCUCAGCAGCUCCCAAAAUCUAGUUUUAUCGACAUGUUUCAGUGGAAAUAUGCUCAUUCGCUAACUAUUGGAGUUGGUAUAGUGUUACUGGCAAUUUUUGGAGGGACGGUUGCGAUUUCCUACUAUGCAAGUUCGAUUUUUGAGUCUGCUGGUUGCUCGGCUACCCUUGGCACUACAGUACUGGCUAUUAUUCAGAUUCCAUUUUCCAUUUUGGGUGUACUCUUAAUGGAUAAAUCCGGGCGACGACCACUAUGGAUGAUUUCUGCAGCUGGAACAUGCGUGGGAAAUAUUCUUGUAGGAUUGGGAUUCCUCUUGAAGGAUUUUGAUCAAAAAAAGGAGAUAACAGCUGCAUUGGUGUUGGCUGGGAUACUGGUGUACGGAUCAUCUUUUUCAAUAGGGAUCAGUGGCGCACCUUGGAUUAUCUUGUCAGAGAUGCUUCCUAUAGACAUAAAGGGUCCAGCUGGAAGUUUUAUUACUUUUCUCGUUUGGGCAAGUUCUUGGAUUGUUGCAUACACUUUUAAUUUUGUACUUCAAUGGAGCUCCGCAGGAUCGUUUUUCAUAUUUGCUGGCAUUUGUGGUUCGACUGUUCUGUUUGUUGCGAAGCUGGUCCCGGAGACUAAGGGGCGAACUCUAGAAGAAAUACAAGCAUCGCUUUCCCUUUUUCAGCAACCAAAAAGAUAAGAGAGAUGCACAAUAUUCUACAAUAGUCACAUGGGUAAGGGCCGAAACAAUGUGGGAAUGUAGGCCCCACCCCAUGUAAGUGUGUUGUAGAAUAUUGUGUUUCAGCAGCUGGUUUGUUUGGCAACCACAUACUUAAACCGAAAAUAAGUGUCAAUGUUGUAAGUUUGAAUAACAAGAGAAACUAAUAUUAUUGCGUUAAUGCCAAUUGUAUUCUUUAUGUGACUGAAUUGACUCCAAAUAAAUAGGAAGAAGCCUUAAAGACAA